This is a messenger RNA of Cryptosporidium muris RN66, 609 nucleotides long. RefSeq lists its product as uncharacterized. The record is from RefSeq and is a predicted model, not a curated record. Gene Ontology annotation, molecular function: carbohydrate binding. The transcript is spliced from 4 exons. Bases 1 to 609 code for a protein of 202 amino acids. Lineage: Eukaryota; Apicomplexa; Conoidasida; Eucoccidiorida; Cryptosporidiidae. Gene Ontology annotation, cellular component: EMC complex.
AUGCUUAUUUCUUUUAAAUUUAUCACAUAUAUUAUAUGCCUAAUACUAUAUAAAAGUGUUACAAAUGCUUCAAAGCUUACAGGAGCUAGAAUUAUUGGACUUAUUCAGGCUUCUUCAGAGACAUUCUUGACUACCCGUGUCUUUAUUAGUGGAUACUUUGAUUCUGUACAGCCUAAUUCUAAAGGACACUUUGUAUUUGACAAUAUACCUCCAGGGAAGUAUAUUCUAAAAAUUACAAGUUCAGAAAAUAGAUACCCAAUAUAUGAAAUUUUAGUAAAUGAGAUACAAUUACAAGAAGGAAGUAUAUUUAAAGUAUCGGCUAGUUUAUAUAAUAUAGAAAGUAGAAUAGCUGAAGAAAAGAUACUCCAUCCUAUUAUUGUAACUCCAACGUAUUCAGUAUACAAUAAUGAGGAACAGGAAAAUAUAUUCACUACUAUAAUGGGUUUACUGAAAAAUCCUCUGGCAAUUAUUUCUAUUAUUUCUCUAUUUGUUGCAUUUAUAUUACCUAAACUACAAGAAGGAUUAGAUGCAGAAACAAUGGAAGAAUUAACAGGAAAUAUAAUUGGCGGUGAUUAUCGCUCUAAAUUCUUAUCUAAUAUUUCAACGUAA